Paramecium octaurelia is the source of this 267-nucleotide messenger RNA. Lineage: Eukaryota; Ciliophora; Oligohymenophorea; Peniculida; Parameciidae. The record is from the annotation of a GenBank genome assembly.
AUGGAGGUACAGCAAUGCUUAUCUUUCAGCUCUUUUCUCUUUUUACCGAAUUUAGAUAUGAGCAUAUAAGCCAUAUUGACACCGUAAACAAAACAAAUCAAGUAAUAAUAGGAGGAUUGUAAGUAAAUGGAGAAGGAAAAUAAAACAUUAAAUGUGAAGUUCAAACUUUCAGAUUUAUUACCGAAUGAUCAAAAUAUUACUUUAUAAGAAAUUUAAAAUGAUAUCUAACAGAUAAAAAAUAGAUACAUGAAAUAGAUUGUAAAUUGA